AGGAUAACCAGAUUGGGGGAAUUUGCCCAUGAAAGGAAGGAUGUAACGUAUCUUGAUAACUAAUUCCAGCAUUAUAAACUAGUAGAUAAACAGCUAUUCCGGGUCUUUUGAUCUUGAAGUUUCAUUUGGAAGCUCGAAUCCCUAUUUUGGCGAACAAUAAAGAUGGCAGAUCACGACAAAACUGUGGCAGCUGUUCACCACAAUCUCAACAAACUCGACGCCGAUCCAGUGCUGGAGUCCGAAAGGAUCUUGCGGAUUCUUAAUAGGCUGGAUAGACUACCAAUCACAGUAAGAGUUUUACAGGAAACGGGAGUUGGCAAAGCUGUGAACAAGUUGCGGAAACGAGGAGGAAAGAUUACCGAAGCUGUGAAACAAUUAGUGCAAAGUUGGAAGGAAUUGGUAAGAGAAGCAAUGGAAGCGGAAGAGAAAACCCAAGCUUCUCCGGAAUGUGAGCCGUCGCCCUCUCCACAGUCUGGGACAUCAGAUGAGGAAUCGGGAGAUGAAAGCGAGGAAUCGGAUGACAGUAGUAGUAGUAGUUCCAGUGAAUCAGAGGAUGAGAUAGCAAGAAAUGAUUAUAGUCCUGAACCAAGCUCACCCUGUGGUAGCUUCCCUUCCUCACCUACAACUCCUCAACCUAUCAGGGACUCCACAUCGAAGCCCUCGUCAAAUCAACAUCUAUUGAAAGACAGAGAUUCUAGAACUGGGAAAGAAAAGGUACCAUCAAAAAGGUCUCGUGAACCCUCUCCAAGUCGAUGCCAAGACUUGCCAAAGACAUCCUCAAGUACAACUUCAUCAUCUCAUAUCAAGAAAAGGAGGACAGAGGAGAGGCAUCCGUCGGAUACUAGAGACAGUUCUAAGGUCGUGAAAAAGAAACCACCGGAGGAUGAUAGUUUCUCUCAAGCGUUGUUUCCAAGCCCUCGCAAGAUUGGAGGUUCAUCUGCGAGUUCUCUGACGAGGAGUCCAGUCCAAAAGCAGAAACAACGGGAAGGAGAUCAAACUGGCUCCCCUUCCAAGCUAACCAAACCUGGGAAGACCAUAACACCAUCAUCAUCAUCAUUAGGAAAUACAAAUAUCAGUGAGAAGAAUUUGAAAGCAAACACUCAAAAGAAGAUUUAUCCAAAUAGUGAUCAAGGGAGAACAAAAGCUAAAGCAUCAGAUUCAAGGGUCAUAAGCUCUUCUGUGAAAGAGUCAGAAUCAAGUUUUCUAGACAUGGUGGAUGAUGUAGAUGAGUCUUUUGCGAACCACAAGAGUACUAGUUGCAGAACAAACAAAGUCUCGUCCCAAGUAAAGACCACAUCCGUUUCUAAGCCAUCAAUGUCAGCUUCUCCAUCAACCAAAACAUCUUCUCAGAAGAAACCAGGAAGUGCCUCUCUUAAAACCCCAACAGGGUUUUCUGAAUCAUCAAGAACUGCCAAAAAACCUGCACAAAGUGAGCAUGGUAGAAUAGCCUCCAAAAAUCCCAAGACAUUGCCAUCUUCUAACAAAGUGUCGAGUAAGUCAGAGUCCAGUAAAACAAGUAUGAAAUCAAAUGAUGACUCUGAAUCUAAGUCGAUUUCCAAGAAAAACCCUGCUCCGAAAGUAAAGAGGAAGCUCUCCUCUGGAGAGCGCAGGAUUAGCGAAGGCGAUAAAACCUUCGACAACACUGGCUUGUCCUUUGGAGACAUCCUUAUGGGUCCAGUGUCUACCUCAAACAAAGUAAAGAAACCUGGAAAGCCGUUGAACACUGGUGCAACAGAUUCCAGUAAGAAAUCGUCAAUGUCUUCCUCAUCGAAGAAACCAUCAUCCAAACAAUCCUCGUCGUCACAUGAUAGGGAAUCUUCAUCAUCAAAGCAUGUUUCUCAUAAGGAGAGUAAAUCUGCAAGCACUUCUGGAAGCGGAAGCAAGAAAGUAUCCUCCAAUGAUGAAAGAAGGAAGAGAUGGACGCAGGUGAACGAUCCAAUGUCAUCAAUGCAAAAGCUUGAGGAUAUACACCAGGAAAUCACUUUCAACUUACCAGAGAUCUCUGCUGAUUACAAGCCUCUUAGGUUACCAGAGGUCUCACCCAAGAAGAAAGUUGGAGGUUUGAGUGAGGAAGGAUCUUACAUUGGGUCAAAGCACCAAAGGACCAAACUCUAUUCAGGACGAGCAAGACAAACAGUAUCAAGUGUCCCUACUCUCUUCGAUGCGUGCAUGAGAAUUCUGAUGGAUAAUAUUGACUCUCUGUAUGUGAUAGGUGUGCCAUACUUCAUCAUCAAACCUGUCCUAGAAAAGUGCACUCCCCAGCAGCUUCUCCAGUUAGAGGACUAUAAUCAAUAUCUGAUAGAAGAUACCGAUGAUCUUUGGAAAUCACAUGCAGAGAAGGACUUCAGGAAAUACAAGCCUCAGGAAAUGGAAACCUGGAGGGAGCUCUACUUGAGGAAGAUGGACGAAAGAGAAGAGAAGCUAAAGAAUCUUACUGCUAAUAUCAGUGCUUCUAUGGCUAAGAGCAAAGAUCAAGAACGUCUAACCAAGAUGGCGUUUGUGAACGGUCCAGCCAAGCCCCCACGGAACAUCAAGCGCCAGCAGGCCCGCCACGGGACCGGUCGCAUCACCUCCAACCCACCAAGCAACCCUCACAAGCCCUACGUUCCUUCCAAGCAUGCCGGAGACCAGGGCCCCAUCAGGAGCAGCAGUACCAGCACCAUCAAGAGCGGGGAUUAUUCACCUGGGCGAAGUCACUCUGGAGGGGGUGGUGGUAGUAGUAGUGGUGAUGGUGGUGGUGGUGGUAGCGGAGGUACCAGAGGGAACCCAUCUUAUGAAAGCAUCAGCUUGAGUGGUUGCAAUGGUAGCACCAGCAACAGAGGGAGAGCCAAGCCCAAGGCACCUAUGAUGCAGAAAGCUCUCAGGAUGAAGAAGAUGUUCCGGAGAUGAAGCCCACCAUAUUCCUCUUUAUUCACUGAUAUCAUCUUGCCUUUACGCCAGCAUUACACAGAAACCAUAUAGGACAUAUUCCUUGAGACAAGUUUCAUUUACUGUUGGCCAAAACCUGUUGUUCCCAGGGCAGAAAUGUAUGUCCAAGGUUAAGUAUCAUGUAAAUAUCCAGGGGUGGUAUUUGAUUCUGAACAGUGUUAAAACUUGGCAACAUCUUACAUUUUAUAUCUUAAUAAUGCAAGCUAGAUAAUGAAAGAAAGAUUGUUUAUUAUACAUGAGUCAUAAAAUCUCAUCACAUUGCUUCAUUCCUCCUACACAAAAAUUGAUUUUUGGGGGGUGAAACUUUCUUCAUAUCAAGUAACAAAAACAUCUGUCUGGUCUCCGCAAAUUCACUUAAUGCAGUUAUGAAACUUUCAGAGCAAGACAAUUACCUUUUUGGCAUAUUCCAUACAAACUUGAAACAUUACCUAUCAUGCUUUAUCUCUGAUGUCUGGAAUAUGAAUCACAGAGUAAUAAUCAUUUUUUUUUUACCACUGUGUGUGUGAUUUAUAUUUUUUACAGACAUGUAUCACUCAAAUAUGAUUAUUCAUCUCUUUGACCAACCUUUUACAUCGCCAUCCAAAAAUAUGUGACCUGGGGGCCGUUUCAUAAAGCUGUUCGUAAGUUAAGAGCGACUUUAAGAACGACUGGUGAUCCUUUCUU
Lytechinus variegatus (green sea urchin) is the source of this 3591-nucleotide messenger RNA. RefSeq names its product transcription elongation factor B polypeptide 3-like. The record is from RefSeq and is a predicted model, not a curated record. Lineage: Eukaryota; Metazoa; Echinodermata; Echinoidea; Temnopleuroida; Toxopneustidae. Bases 163 to 2889 code for a protein of 908 amino acids. The transcript is spliced from 12 exons. Gene Ontology annotation, molecular function: protein binding. Gene Ontology annotation, biological process: transcription elongation by RNA polymerase II. Gene Ontology annotation, cellular component: nucleus; elongin complex.